AUGGCACGCACGCUUUUACUGCACUGCGUUCGAGAAUAUCGUGGAGAUGAGCGAGUAAGGCAGACGGUAUGGCAACUGAUUGCUCCUCAAGGCGCUAAAAAUGCCAAGGAACCAAAAGGAUCGCAGUCCAUCUACCAUCAGGGCUGGGCAGCACUACCUGAAUUCAAUCCGCCGAACUUUGCACUUGAUGCUUCAUUUCAACGACAUGUUCAUCGUCAUGCAAACAAAUUGUUGGUGAAGAUCGAUCAGUUGAGGCAUUUGCAGAAGACAAUCAUAGGGAACAAGGCGGCAGAUAUUGACGCAGGAAAUGACUGGACGACCAUUGAUAUUUCCGUACCGACACUGAUUGAGCCGAUGUGUGACGGCUGGGAUGCAGACUGUGACAAGUGUCUCUUGAUUGGAAUCUACAAGCAUGGUCUCGACAACGUGGAUGCUCUAAGAGCUGACGAAAAGUUGUGCUUUGCUACCAAAACUGCUCUGCCAGAGGCGUUCCCUGCAGCCGCUGAGAUAUCAACGAGGUUCAGGAGGCUCAUUGCUGUCAGCCAGCGAAACAUCACCGAUCCCGUUUAUGAGAAAUUGAGAGAGAAGAAGUGUAGGUGGAGCCGACGAGAAGAACAAGAGUACAUGCGGGUGUUACGGUCAUUUGGUAUGAAAGACAAGAGAAAUGAUCCGACAAUGAUCGACUGGGAUGCGUUCCGAGCGUUUUCACCGCUGCUGGAGAAAAAGAGUGACGAAGAGAUGCAAGAGCAUUUGUAUUGUAUUCUUGCGAUGUGCACUAAGGCGCAAGGAGGCGAACUGUCGGCUCUCGAUACGAAGCGGGCCCUCUCAGUUGAUGCGAUGACUUCCCGAAAGGCCCAGAAGUUGAUGAAUCGGUUGCAUCUGACGAGAAAGGUUCACGCACUGGCUGCUGGUCUUGACAAAGUGACUCCGAUGUUGAAGUUGUGUUCUGCCGAAGCAAUGCCAUCAGGAUGGACUACUCAACAUGACAAAGAGCUCAUAUCUGUUUGUGAUCAGCAUGGUAUCGAUAACAUCUCGGCAAAUAUCCUGAAGAAACCGGCGUUCCAGAAGAUUAUUCGACCUACGGAGAAAACGUUGCUGCGAAGGGUAAUCGAGGUGUGCACUACUGUAGAAACCGGUAAAUGGAAUGGAACAGCAAGCACUGAUAGCGUGGAUGAUAGCGACGCAGAAGAGCGGGUUCGUGCACAACAACAGGCUGAACCAGCUGUGGUCACAACUGCUUCCCCAGCUCCUUCGACAUCUUCCGCCCCUGGACCAUCAAAUUCCCAGCAGCAGCAGCAAUCUGCCGCGAUGGCUCAGCUUGGGCUGAAUGAACUCAUCAUUCUAGCCAGCCUACCACCUGAUACGAGGAUCCCGGUCCAAAAUCUUCAGACUAAGGAACGGCUGUUGGGUGAAUCGGCACCAAAGCUGAAAAACCUCAGUGUAUGGUUAACAUCGCAUCCUCACCACACUCUAGAUCUCGCCAGUUUAGGGAAGGAACCACCAACAUCCGUUCCAACUCCAGUGGUCACAUCUGCAGCGGGUGAUUCCGCCCCAUCGAGCGCAAAACCAUCAGCUCCUCCUACUCCGAAGCCAUCCACUCCGAAACCACUUAGCGCAGCUACCACUCCUGCACCUAGCUCAAAGCCAGUGAGUGCGGCACCUACACCAGCACCGCUCACCCCGAAGCCGGAAACCAGUCCACGUCUCGAGCCUGGUGAGAUCCCUAAAAAAGCAUCAAAUGCGGGGGUUUCUGCCACAACAAGUGCUGGAGAUGGCCCGGUGUCGGUGUUUAGUAGGUUGACAGGAGCUUUACUCCCUGCCUCGAAAUGGCCAACUUUGAGCAAAUUGGCCUCGUGGCUUGAUGCGCACCCCGAAGCAAAUGUUCAUAGCAGUAGUGUUCCUGUUGCUCAGUUGGUAGUUGGAAUGUCACAUCCUGAACGGCUUGGUGGUGAUCCUGUUGCCAUUGCAAGUGCCGCUGGAGCGGCUUCGUCAGCAGCAGCAAAAUCGGUCCGAC
Cooperia oncophora is the source of this 2014-nucleotide messenger RNA. The record is from the annotation of a GenBank genome assembly. NCBI's taxonomy places the organism in Eukaryota, Metazoa, Nematoda, Chromadorea, Rhabditida, Trichostrongylidae.